GACACGUAUAAAUGCGCAGUGCCUCGCUUCUGUAGCGGCUGUCCGCCGAAACCGCGCACCACUCAACCACGCGUACGCGCACCCGAAAAUAAACAACGAAAAAAUAUAAUAAGUAUUUUCGAGUUAACUGAAAAUCUUCAAAAAAUCAACCAUGAACAACGCCGCUUUGUACGAGAAAGCUAACAGCAUGCAGAAAAGGGAUGCACUCAACUUUUUAGAAGACAUCUCCCCGAAACUGAAGUGGAAGAAAAGUAUCAGCAACAUUCUGGACAUUGGAUGUGGAGAUGGAUGUGUCACCAGCAUGCUGAAGAAGUACAUUCCUACGGACUUCAAGCUGCUCGGCUGUGACAUAAGUGAGAAGAUGGUGAACUACGCCAAUGACCACCACUGCAAUGAACAGACCUCGUUCACAGUACUGGACAUCGCAGGAGAUAUUCCCGAAGGCAUGAAGGGAAAAUUCGACCAUGUGUUCUCCUUCUACGCCUUGCACUGGAUCCUGGAUCAAGAACGCGCAUUCCAAAAUAUUUACGAUUUGCUGAGUAAAGAUGGAGAGUGCUUCACGAUAUUCGUCGCAGGCGCACCCGUGUUCGACGUGUACCGUACUCUAGCGCGUAAUAACAAAUGGAGCGCGCUGUUCACAGAUGUCGAGAAAUACAUUUCCCCAUACCACGACUCACAGGAUCCAGCGAAAGAAGUUAGGAAAAUGUUAGAAAAAAUCGGUUAUGUGAACUACAAGGUGGAAGUCAAAAACUUGGUGUAUACGUACGACAACUUCAGAAUUUUAUGGACAACCCUACAGUCUAUCAACCCAUUCAACAUCCCGAAGGACAGGGAAGACGAUUUCAAGCAAGAUUACUUAAAGAUUUUACAAGAUAUGAAAAUUGUGUCCAAAUAUAAUACCGAUGAUGCAAGUGUGAACUUUAAAUAUCGGUUGAUAGUUGUACAUGCUCACAAGCCGGCUUCAGAAUUUUAGAAGUAAUGAUCACAAGUAGACUGACUGAACAUUUGUAGUACAAUAACAAAACCUGAUGCAAGCUAGGAAUUCCAAUCUUAUCACAACGUAGGUACCCUAAUAAAUGUCAUUUUUGCAAGAUGUGUUAACCUUAGUAUGAGUUUGCUUUACGUUUAACUAGAGCGCGUUCAACGCUCUGAUUGGCCGGUUCGAAUAAACCAACCAAUGAGAGCGCUCUCGUUUCUAUUACUUUAAACGUAAAACUAAUUCGUACUAAGGAUGCUGGCAUGUUAAAAAACGUUCGCUUCGGCAAAUAUUUUUGUUUGUAUAAUGGGUGAAGGCAUUUUGGAUGAAUGGUGAUGGUACCAGUAUGUAGACCAUCGCAAGUAACCUCUUCUACGAGCAGGUUAUAUUGUAAAUAGAUUUGUUUUAUAUGAGAAUUAGUUAAGUAUUUAUUUAUAAUGUUUAGGUUUAUGAUGAAAGGGUUUAAGGCCAUAUUCGAUAUGAUAUUUGAGAUUAAUUUCUUGUUUGAACUGAUCCUGAUCAUACCUAUGCUUACCAAAUUGUCAUUGCAGUUUUAGUCCCUUUGACAUUAAUUAAGCUAUAUUUACAGUACAGACACGUUUAUCGAGCGGUUACAAGUACGAUUACGGAGCAAGUGGAUAAAGUGUUAUUGGGUUUUUCUCGAAUUUUAGAAAAUUCUUGAUAGUGGCUCGAAUCUCGGGCAUUAAGAGAUGUGAUGCUUCUGCAAUGGUUUUAUAAAAGAAUUUGACCAAUAGCGCACAAAAACAAACUAACCGCUCUUCUAUAUUCAAUCUUACUUCUUCUUUCUUUGUUAAAUAAAAUUGUUUAUACGACUAUCUCUAUUAUAUUUGUGAAUAAUGAACAUGAUUUGUGAAUUUUAACUUUUGACAUAAUUAAAAAUGUAUAAAAUUAUUUAAUUCGAAAGGCCUACUGUAUUUGUGAUGUUUUUGUAUUUUUAAUUUAAUAAAUAAAAAUUGUAUUCCGAACCCAAGUUUGAUAUAAAUGUAUUAAAUGGAUAUUAUUUUAUAAAU
This is a messenger RNA of Spodoptera frugiperda (fall armyworm), 2007 nucleotides long. RefSeq names its product juvenile hormone acid O-methyltransferase-like. The transcript is spliced from 4 exons. The coding region runs from base 152 to 973 and encodes 273 amino acids. The record is from RefSeq and is a predicted model, not a curated record. NCBI's taxonomy places the organism in Eukaryota, Metazoa, Arthropoda, Insecta, Lepidoptera, Noctuidae.